AUGAAUAAAAAAAAGUCUAAUCUAUCACUAAAAAUUCAAAAUAAUGAGGACCAAAAUCUUAUAGUUCCAGUUUACGUUGAUCAGAAAUUCGAAUUCUCAGAUGAGAUAAAAAAUGUCAAUGAUGUCUACGCAUUCCAACAUUUUGUUAAAAUUCUUUGCCGGGAUGUUAGUAAUUUUGAUAAACAAAGAGGUAAGGACAACAUCCAAUAUUCUUUGCAUAUCACGAGUGAGACUUUUUUAGAUUCUAAAUACAACUACUUGACGAAUUUAUGGACAAACAUGAGAUAUUUCAACAUCAACAUCUUAUUCAUCUUGGUUAAGAAUCAUGAGCAUGUAUUCCACAUGGAGGAGCUUUUUGGUGAUGUUAUUAUCACAAUUGAUCCGAUAUAUGAUUUAACAUUUAGAUACCAAUUGGAAAACAUUCAAGAAUUUACAACUAUCCUUUGA
Dentiscutata heterogama is the source of this 447-nucleotide messenger RNA. The record is from the annotation of a GenBank genome assembly. NCBI's taxonomy places the organism in Eukaryota, Fungi, Glomeromycota, Glomeromycetes, Diversisporales, Gigasporaceae.